AUGAAGUUCACUACUGCUAUUGCUACUGCAAUCCUUGCCGGCAGCGCCCUCGCUGCCCCUGAACGCGGCCUCGCAGCUCGUGUCAAAGCUCGUGCAGCUGGUGCUCGGGGUUCUCGUCCCCUCCAGACUGUCCAGAAGCCAGCAGGCGUGACCAACAAGACGAAUGUUGAGUACAGUUCCAACUGGUCCGGCGCUGUCCUGGAGAACCCUCCCUCUGCUUCUGCUACCUACACCGCAGUAACCGGUACCUUCACGGUCCCUGAGCCUACUGGUGGAUCCGGCAGUUCUUCUGCUUCGGCGUGGGUGGGUAUUGAUGGAGACACCUACAGCGAGGCCAUCCUCCAGACCGGUGUCGACUUUACUGUGACAAAUGGCCAGGCCUCCUUCGAUGCUUGGUACGAGUGGCUGCCCGACUAUGCUUAUGACUUCACCGGCAUCGACAUCUCAGCGGGCGAUGUGAUUGUUGCCAUCGUCGAGUCGUACUCCUCCACCAGUGGAAUUGCCAUCAUCGAGAACCAAAGCACUGGCCAGAAGGUCACCAAAGAACUCAGUUCUUCCUCGCCCCUUGGCGGUAUCAAUGCUGAGUGGAUCGUCGAAGAUUACGAGGAAAAUGGCUCUUUGGUUGACCUGGUUGACUUUGGCACCGUUACCUUCACUGGUGCCGAAGCAAAGGCUGCUGGUGGUCAGACUGUCGGUCUGACUGAUGCUACCAUCAUCGAAAUCACCCAGAACAACAAGGUUGUGACCGAUGUGACCAUUGACAGCGACUCCGAGGUUACCAUUACCUACGUUUAA
Aspergillus oryzae RIB40 is the source of this 795-nucleotide messenger RNA. Its product is annotated as A4/G1 family peptidase. Gene Ontology annotation, biological process: proteolysis. The transcript has 2 exons. NCBI's taxonomy places the organism in Eukaryota, Fungi, Ascomycota, Eurotiomycetes, Eurotiales, Aspergillaceae. Gene Ontology annotation, molecular function: glutamic-type endopeptidase activity. Bases 1 to 795 code for a protein of 264 amino acids. The record is from RefSeq and is a predicted model, not a curated record.